AUGGCGGCGAAAGGUUCAAUGGCCUCCUUCAUCAUGUGCACGCAUCCCGGAACAGCGACCACAGCUCGUUUGACGCAUGUUCUAUUGCCUAACUAUCUGGCGCAAUAUCGAACGUAUUCGACUUCGGCCACUUCUUCUGGGUCAAGCUCUGCUAUAGCUACGCCUGAUCCACGAUGGCUAUCUAGCAUGAAGGCAAGGUUGGGUUAUUGCAUAACAUUUGGGAUAAACGAAGCGCAGACAUUACGCGCUGGAGCAAUCUUGAAGGAAUUAACAACAGAUUGGCGAGACUUCCUAGCUGGAGGGGAAGGCUUCUUGACACAAAAGGGAAGACGAGGCUUAUGGAGGCAUGAGAUAUUCUGGGGACAUGUCAACAAUGUGAAGUUCAAUCGCUGGGCCGAGUCCGGUCGCGUACAAUGGACGCGGAAUUUCGCCAAAGCAGACGUUGAGCAUUGCAGUCAAUGGAGUGAAUUGGACACGCCAAAAGGUGAAGGGAUGAUACUGCGAAGUAUACGGACCGACUACAAAUUCCCUAUGAUGUUUCCGGAUCGCGUGACAGUGUUACACAAACUACACUCCGAGCCUAAGGCAGGCAUGGAUGCGUUCAUUCUGGAUGUCCUAAUCUUAUCAGAGCGACACCAACGACCUGCAGCACGGUGUGUCGAGGACAUAGUCAUGUACGACUAUCGAGUGGGCAAGAAGUGCUCCCUACCACUAUUCAUGCUUGCGAAGUUCAAAGAGACGUUUCAACUUCAAGAAGCGGCCCGUGCUAAGUACACGGCCAGAGCUCAAGAAAUCACACGAUUGGUGGAGCAGCUCGAAAAUGAAAGCUGGAACCGCCCUGAUGCUGCUGAAGACCUUGGUUCUGCCAGCUCGUAA
Molecule: messenger RNA, 876 nt
Organism: Pseudovirgaria hyperparasitica
Lineage: Eukaryota; Fungi; Ascomycota; Dothideomycetes; Acrospermales; Acrospermaceae
Exons: 3
Coding region: 1-876 (291 amino acids)
Source: RefSeq, a predicted model, not a curated record